Molecule: messenger RNA, 2577 nt
Organism: Aquila chrysaetos chrysaetos
Lineage: Eukaryota; Metazoa; Chordata; Aves; Accipitriformes; Accipitridae
Gene: CNGB3
Product: cyclic nucleotide gated channel subunit beta 3
Exons: 18
Coding region: 66-2390 (774 amino acids)
Biological process (GO): monoatomic cation transmembrane transport
Cellular component (GO): photoreceptor outer segment; plasma membrane; intracellular cyclic nucleotide activated cation channel complex
Molecular function (GO): intracellularly cGMP-activated cation channel activity; cGMP binding; intracellularly cAMP-activated cation channel activity
Source: RefSeq, a predicted model, not a curated record
CAUGUGCUAUAUACCUGUUCAUUAUAAAAGAGUUAUAGAGGCUUCAGGAGAGUUGAAUAGGCAAGAUGUUUAGAAAACUAAAAGCGUUAUUUUCUAGAGCAAAAUUAUCACCUGAGGAAGCAGAGUGCAAGAAUGAAGGUGUCCCUCCACCACCCAAGGCAUCUACAGGCCAGGGUGAAAAUAAAAAGCCAGAUGAACCACAGAAAGCAGAACCCAUACCAAAGGAACAAGAUGCAGUACCAGCAAAAGAACCUGAGCCUUCAAAAACUGAAAAAUCAACUGAACCACCUAAGGCAAUUCAACAGGAACAACAUCAGCAAAAUGAUGGGAAAGAAGAUGCUAACGUACAGAAGCCAACACCUUCAGGUUUCCAAACAAAUGAGUAUGCUGAUGCCCAACUUCAAGAGAUUGUCAGAAAAAUGCGGGAAAGGGCAACAGUAUACAAGGAAAAGCUGAAAGACCCAGUGCUGUCCUCCCCUGAAGGCAGUCCUACAGCUUCACCAUCAAAGAAGAAGCCUCCACCCCCACCAAAAGAAGAAAAAAAAGAAGAAAAGAAAGAAGAUGCAGAAGCAAAGCCAGAGGAGGAUCAUUACUGCGAUAUGCUGUGCUGCAAAUUCAAAAAACCUCCCCUGAAAAACUACAUGAAGCAUCUGCAGCUACCAGAAAGCAUAGACUCAUACACAGAUCGCCGUUACGUAGCAUGGCUCAUGCUUGUGACAGUCGCCUAUAAUUGGAAUUGCUGGUUUAUUCCCCUUCGCUUUGUGUUCCCAUAUCAAACCCCAAGUAAUACAAUAUAUUGGUUUACCAUGGACAUCCUUUGUGAUAUCUACUACCUGUGUGACUUACUGAUUUUCCAGCCCCGAGUGCAAUUUUUAAGAGGUGGAGACAUAAUAUCAGACAGAGUGGAAAUGAAGAAAUUCUACCACAGCUCUAUGAAGUUUCGGCUCGAUGUGGUAUCAGUAUUGCCGUUUGACAUUUUAUACUUCUUCUUUGGAUUUAACCCAGCAUUUAGAGCAAAUAGGAUGCUAAAGCAUAACACAUUCUUUGAGUUUAAUGAUCGUUUGGAAGCUAUUCUGGACAAAGCAUACAUCUACAGGGUCAUUCGAACAACUGGAUACUUGCUGUUUAUCUUGCACAUUAAUGCAUGCCUGUAUUAUUGGGCUUCAGACUAUGAAGGACUUGGCAGCACUAGAUGGGUGUACGAUGGCAAAGGAAACAUGUAUCUGAGGUGUUACUACUGGGCAGUUCGUACUUUAAUCACCAUCGGUGGCCUUCCAGAACCACAAACUCUGUUUGAAAUAGUUUUUCAACUGCUGAAUUUUUUCUUGGGUGUCUUUGUCUUCUCCAGCUUAAUUGGUCAGAUGAGAGAUGUAAUUGGAGCAGCCACAGCAGGACAGAACUACUACCGUUCCUGUAUGGACAACACUGUCUCCUAUAUGAACACUUAUUCUAUUCCAAGAGUGGUCCAAAAUCGUGUUCGAACCUGGUAUGAAUACACAUGGGACUCUCAGGGAAUGCUGGAUGAAUCAGAAUUACUGGAGCAGAUGCCAACCAAAAUGCAAUUAGCCAUUGCAAUUGAUGUGAACUUUGCCAUUGUCAAUAAAGUUGACUUAUUCAAAGGGUGCGAUACCCAGAUGAUAUAUGACAUGCUGCUAAGGUUGAAAUCCAUUGUGUAUUUACCUGGUGACUUUGUCUGCAAAAAGGGAGAGAUUGGCAGAGAGAUGUACAUCAUCAAACAGGGUGAAGUUCAAGUCCUCGGUGGCCCUGAUGGUACAAAAGUCCUGGUUACCCUAAGAGCAGGAGCUGUAUUUGGGGAGAUCAGCCUAUUAGCUGCAGGUGGAGGAAAUCGAAGGACUGCUGAUGUGGUGGCUCAUGGUUUUGCCAACCUUUUCAUUCUGGACAAGAAAACACUCAAUGAAAUCUUGGUGCACUAUCCUGACUCUGAAAAACUUCUUAUGAAGAAAGCAAAGGUGCUACUGAAGACAAAGGGGAAACCUGCUCCAGGACCACCAGUGCAACAACCACGGGGCUUGGCCAGUCUCUUUGGGCACAAACAGGAAACUCCAAAGUUGUUUAAAGCGAUGCUUGGAGGACAAGGAAAAGAAGGCCUUACCAGGCUGCUGCAGCUGAAGAGACAACAAGACAUUCAGGAAACUCAGGCUGAAGCAGAGGAUAAGCCUGAACGAGAAGAGAAGAAACCCGUGGAGCCUGCAGCCUCAUCUGCACCUCCUGCACAAAAGGAAGAGCCAAAUGGAGGCGCUAAGCCUAAACCUGCUGUUUUGCACAGGGGAACCACUAAUGAGUCUCUGAUCAUUAGUAUGUCUCCAUCCCCCAGAGCAGGAGAAGGAGAGAUCCUUAAAGUUGAGGUUAAAGAGAAAAACAAGAAAUAGAUGGUGCUUUGGGCUGUGGCCCCAUCUAUUGUCUUGCUGAAUCCAGAGGGCUAGCGCGACUUUGCUUUUGAGUACAGAAUAUAAUAGUAGAGACUACUAAAGAGAAAAAUCUACCCCAGUUCUUCUUCUCUCCUUCCUCCCCUGACACAACUGGACAAAUUAUUUAUAUACUUACCUCUUAACCUUG